AUGCUAUCAUCAAAACAUCUAGCUAAGCCCGUUCGUAAAACUUGGAAAAAUCAACCUGCUUCAUCACUUGAUAAAAUUUCGACUUUCGAACGCUGUGAUUCAAACAAAACUUCUGACAAUGAUGAUUCCGUUUUAUCAUUGUCAUCGACGAAUGGUUGGAUCAUUAAGUAUAGAACCAUUCCAAAACCGACUCGGCCACAAGGUGUAUGGGAUGGCUACCAAACAAAAGAAGAAUUUGCGUUAAUGCAUUUGCGUUAA
Molecule: messenger RNA, 258 nt
Organism: Adineta ricciae
Lineage: Eukaryota; Metazoa; Rotifera; Eurotatoria; Adinetida; Adinetidae
Source: the annotation of a GenBank genome assembly